This is a messenger RNA of Bactrocera oleae (olive fruit fly), 15619 nucleotides long. It is a transcript of the gene dpr6, whose product is annotated as defective proboscis extension response 6. The record is from RefSeq and is a predicted model, not a curated record. Gene Ontology annotation, cellular component: neuron projection membrane. Gene Ontology annotation, biological process: synapse organization. NCBI's taxonomy places the organism in Eukaryota, Metazoa, Arthropoda, Insecta, Diptera, Tephritidae.
AAGAAGACACUGCACGACUGGAUGAGGUGCAACACGGCGCUAAGGGCGAAAUGUUUGGACCAAAAUACAGCAAACGCUAGUGACAGGUCAGUUCUAAAGGCGCUGGCUGAGUGUUCGUAAGCAAAACUCGGAAGAGCAAUGCAAAGCAAACAGGCAGCGACACAACAGCAACAGUAAACAGUGAACAGUGGCAAAGCCAAGCAGUUGCAACAGCAGUAAAACGGUAGCGAAAUAUUGAGACGGUCGUUGCGCUUGCAAAAUACUACAGUCCGCGCUAGUACGCGAUGUUAUAUCGGCGAGCAACAACGUCGCGAUGCUGUGCGUUGCGCCCGAAAGCAAGGGAAAUUUAUUUAAAGUCAAUAAAUUGUAUUAAUUUAAAAGCAAUUUGUGCAAGUAAAAUGUAGGCGAAGUAAAUAAGAGUGCGUGCAGCUGUCGUUGACAAAUUACAAUAUAUAUAUAUAUACAAUGAUAUAAAAAUUAAACAAGAAGGUGUAGCAAAAGAGUGCAAAUUGCUGACAUAUCCUUGUGUUGUUUGAAAUUGUCGAGUUGGGAAUUUGGUGUGCGCACUUUUGAAUCUUUUCUCCAUCCUUCCGUUGUUGGCUCAAGGCGACCAGCUGUAAAGCGGUUAAAUACAAUCAAAAGUUUAAGGCUGCUGGCCUGUACUGGUGUUUUUGUGUGGGUGUGAGUAUAGCGUCGGCAUUAGUCCACACAAUCAAUAACAACAAAUUAUUUGAGAUUUUGCCAAGGGUGUGAACGUGCAAAUGCGAAAGCAAACAAAAAGCGUGUCAGAUAAAGGCAGUGAAAAACAAAAGGCACUUGGCGUGUUAAAAGCUUGUAGUUUGGGCUACGAAUACCAAGCGAAUAUUUUGGCAAUGAAGAAGAAGAAAAGUGAAAAAUAAAACGUGUAGUAAAAGAGGAGUCAAUAAUAAUUAGCAAAGCAGAAAAUGUUUCACUUAUAUUGAGUGCGCACAAAUCGGCUUAAAAAGAUUAAAACUGGCAUAUAUGUAUGUAAAUACAGUUAUAUGUAUGUAAUUAAAGAUAGUGUGCGCGUGCCAAUGGUUGUGUGGGUGCGAGAACCCAUUAAAUAAAAACAAAUUGUCAAUUUCUAGUGAAAUAUUUACGAGUGUUUAAGUGAUUAAGUCAACAAAAACAACAACAACAAUAAUAACAAAAUCAACAAUAAUAAUAAAAACAAUAAUAACAAAAAACAACAAUAAAAACAUUAAUAUAGUAAACAUUAAGUCAGCAACAACAACAAUUAUAAGAAAAACAUCAACAACAACAAUUGAGUUGCCGACGCCGGUCUGAACGGAAGUAAGCCACUCCAUAUAUGCGCAUUCAUACCAGUUUGCACUCACAUACAUACAAAUAUAUGCGUGCUUGACUCAGUGUGUGUGUGUACGGUGCGUUAAACUCCAUCACCGACACCACCACAGGCUCGGCCAGUGUGUUGUUGUGCCAAUUUAAUUAGCAAAAGUGUGUGCUGCGGUGCUCAGGAGUGGCAGCCAGUGUGGCAGACGUUGUGGCAAACAACAACAAAAAUAACAACAAUAGCAAAAAAUGAAAUAGCGUUUCUUUAGCGCGGCAUUAAAAGCGCAAAGUUGAAAUCGUUGACGCUGAAACAGCAGCAGCAGCGACGGCGGCAGCUGUUGCCGGUAGUUAAAAGUUGCAAGUUUUCACGUGUUUUAGUGUGCGUGCUUGUAUGUAAAAAGUGCAAAAGGCCUGCGAAAUGUAGCUGAAAAAAGUGGCGCGCAUAGAAAGCAUAACAACAGCAACACAGCGUCACUGCAACAAAAAACUACUCUACUUACGCUCCAAAGCAACGGCGUGGAGUUGCAAUUUGUGGAAGCAGAAGUGAAUCGCCACCACAAACGCCUUUCAAUUAAAGCGAACGAAGUAAAAUAAAUAUAAAUAACGGUACAAUUGAAAAAGAGCGAAAGCAAAAUAGAUAGUAGAUAACAUUGAUGCAAGUGUUCUUUUCAAUCUCUCCGCACAGUUGACAAUUAGCCGAGUUACGCUGCCGUGACAUGCUGAUGCGUCCAAUGCGGCAAUGCAACGAGGAGCGACCGUGCUAAUCGGGAGUGCACAAGGUAAGGUGGAUUCGAGUAUCUGCCGCUACUUUAAAAGUGUAAAAGACAACAAACAAAGCAACACAGGAUUGAGAGAAAAUAUAAAGCUAGUUGCAAUGCAAAUAAGCGAAGGCGAACUCAAAUAAACGAGUGAAAAUAAAAAGCAACAAAGAAGCAAAAUAAAGAAAAAGAAAAAAUAUAUAAAUUUAUUUAGAAGGCCGGGAAAGCGCUUGCUUCUUUUGCAUAAUAUUUACAGUGACAACUACACACUACAGAAGAAUUGCAGUGUCCAAUCUCUGAUUGCACUAAAGACAACGCUUCACGUUGCAAAACGCUCGCGCUUCGUUCAAUUGGCACGAUGUGGGCGCACAAUAUGGCGUUGAUGGUGCGGGGCUUUAGUUAUGAGACGCGUUGGCUGCUCUUGUUGAUUGUGAUGUGCGAUAUGACAAAUGGUGGCGUUCAAGGACCUAUGGAGAGUUACAAUUCACUGGAGGAGCAUUUGCACGCUUUGAGCACAACACAAUAUCCACACACCACUGUUGGCUACGUACAUCCGAAGUGGAUUGAGCCGUACUUUGAUCCGUCGACGCCACGCAAUGUCACCGCAUUAAUGGGCAAAUCGGCGUACUUGAGUUGCCGCGUACGCAAUUUGGGCAACAAAACGGUUUCAUGGAUACGGCAUCGUGACAUACACAUACUCACCGUUGGUGCAUACACGUACACCUCGGAUCAGCGUUUCCAGGCGACACAUCAUCAGGACAGCGACGACUGGACGUUGCAAAUAAAAUGGGCGCAGAAACGUGACGCUGGCAUGUAUGAAUGCCAAAUAUCAACGCAACCGGUGCGCAGCUAUUUUGUGCGACUCAACGUUGUGGUGCCAACAGCGACCAUCCUUGGCGGACCCGACCUUCAUGUCGACAAAGGCAGCACCAUAAAUCUUACAUGCACAGUGAAAUUCAGCCCAGAGCCGCCGGCCUACAUUUUCUGGUAUCAUCACGAGGAGGUCAUCAAUUAUGAUUCGUCACGUGGCGGUGUUUCGGUAAUUACCGAAAAGGGCGAUGUUACUACGUCAUUUCUGCUCAUACAGAAUGCCGACUUGGCCGAUUCGGGGAAAUAUUCCUGUGCGCCAUCGAAUGCAGAUGUGGCCAGCGUACGCGUUCACGUACUAAACGGUGAACAUCCGGAGGCGAUGCAAACCGGCUCAUCCGGCUGUCAGUUCAGUUGGCUAACAAUUUUCCUGCUCGCCGCCGUCGUGCUCGGCUAUCAGCAGCAAAAUUUCGUACAUAAUGCAACGAGCGUUGUCGGCACAACAACAACAACCACAGCAACAAAAACAAUAAUAGCAGCAAAAUCAAAUGCAAGCGAGAGUGUUGUUGCAGCGCACAAAAGCGCAACAACAGCAACAGAAGCAAAAGGCACAGUUAACCGUCAAUUGCCGCACAUAAAGCAAACAAUGGCUGAUGCAACUGUAGCAACAACAAAUACAAUAACACGACAAGCAACAACUGUAAUGCACAAAAGCGAAAUGAUACUGAAAACAACAAAAACAGCAAUAACAGGAACAGAUUUACUAGCUGUAGACAUAUAUGUUGCACUUGCAACAGCACAGAAAGCAAUACCGGAUCAACAAAAUAGCAACGGCACAGCAAAGGAAAAAGCAACAAUAGUUGCUAUAUGCCCGGCAACAACAAUAACAACACGAAACUUGCCUGCAACCAUGGCAACAAGUUCAAGUGUGUCCGUAAAGGACUCGACUAUUUCCAUUACUCCGCCAAAAGCAGCAACAACAAAAGCGACAACAACAAAAAGUUGCUGUAAUACAAUGAAUAUACCCACCAGCUCAAACGCCAAGAGUCACAACGACACAGCCGCCGGCAAUGCAGCCACCCAAUUCCAGCGAACACAAGAAAAUAGUAGAGGCAGUGCCACGCCCACCACCUGCGGCGCUAGUGUGAGAUGCACUAAGCCCAAAAUCGACUGCAAUAAUAUGAUAAACAAAACUGCGUCCAAAAGAGGCAAUGUAAAUUUCGCUCACUUUUGCAACAGUAGCAGCAACAAUAACAACAAUAAAAGUGGCAACAACAGCAGUAGGCACACUUCAGCAGCGACUACGAACAGCACAUGCUCAAAAAGUCAUGUGACAAGCGUAAGCUGCAGCAAUAGCAACAACAACUGCGUAAAUUGCAACAACAACAACGGUAUCAGCCAUCAGACGACGUGCCACUACGGCUACUACGACGUCAGAUGAUGCGUUUAUGUCGGUGGACAGCGGCCCGUGCAUUGAUAACGGUACUACUCGUACUGUUAAAUGGAAAAUUGUCAUUUCAAUGGUAAAAUAGUUCGAUGACAAAAUAAUGGUCGAGCAAAUUGCUUGGCAUAUAUGAGGUUGCAACGCAUAAACACAUAGCCUUCGGCUAGUACCGUAAGAGUGUAUCUGUGUGACUGUAUGUGCGUUUGUGUGUGUAUGUGGUAGCUUGCAACUGUUUUAUCUGCCAGCUACUUAAAAGCAGGCUUAGCACCGAUGCCAUAUUCAAUGAAGCGUUUCAUUUUUGGCUACGGAUUUUUAACAGGAAUUUUUAUUUUGAUUUCGAAGCAUGGAAAUUACACAAAAAAAAAACUCAAAAUAUGAAAAAAUAAUAAUUACAAAUUUCAUACCAACUUGACGCGGUUGCUGGUAUGCACGGGUGCGCACACACAUGAAAGUGUACAUGUGAACUGUUAGUUAAUAAAAUGCUUGAGUUGUAAGUGAAAAAUUAAUAUAAUUACAAAUAUAUAAGAAUUUAGUAAAAUAACAAUGAUAAAAUAAUAUAAACUAAAUAGUUAAGUAAACAUUAUAUUAUAGUAUAGCUAAUAAUAUGGGCGUUAAAAAUGCAAAAAAUGGUGACCUUUUGUGAAUUUUGUUUUAAAUUUAUUUACAUGCCAAAAUUUUUUAAAUUUUUGUAUUAAGUGGCACGCAUAGUGGGAAUUUAAAAACAAAAACUAUUUUUUACAUAUAUCGAUAGGUUAUACCUUUACAAAUAAUGUACACAAAUAUUAGCCGCUCAGUUCAAUCAGCUUCAUCAGUUUAUCUUUAAACGUUUUUCUCAAAACUACAAUUUUCAAAUUUUUUGAGUGAUUACUCAGAUAUAAAUGAGCCGACCGCAACCAAAUAUUUUCAGCAUAUUCUGUACAUACAAUAGUUCUACAUACCUUGAUGUGCCAGUUUUUCGAUCAAAAAAAGGUCAAGGAAAAACCAACUGUAGGUCAUUGAAUGGACAACAUUUUCUAGUACUUUUUUUUGAAGUUUUCUUCACAGAAAAUGCUCGAAUCACUGCAAUAGUGGAGGCCUUCCUUUUGACCGCUGUCUGUUUUUCCUUCAAAAUUUUUUCUGUGUACGAGGUGUGUUCAGAAAAUAACGGGUGUUUUAAAAUUUUCGCGGAAUUCUGGCCAAAAACAAUACAGUAACGACGACCCAACCUCCAUAUUCGUCAGACAUGCCUCUAUGUACUUUUUCCAAUUUCCAAAAAUAAAGAAAACCUUAAAGGGCCGUCAUUUUACAAGAUACAUGAAAAUUGCUGAAACAGCUAAAGGCUAUCCCAAAAAUCGAGUUUUUGAAGUGUGUCGAAGAUUGGAAAAUGCGCUGGCGAAUGGGGACCGUUACUUUUUGAAUACACCUCGCAUUUUAAAAGGAUUUAUAAAUACACUCUUAAAAAUUUUAAAUCAAUUUAUGAGGUAGUUUUUUUUUUUUUUUUAAUUCCAAAAAAUUGCCGAUUUUUAGGCUGUCACACUAGGUGUUCCUCUCACAAAAAUACAUAUGUAUGGUUAGUAGAUUUUGUCUAAGCACUGUUGCAUAUUUUCAAGGGUCUGAGCGUAAAAUAAAUAUAUAUAACUCAAUAAGUUAUGUGAAAUAUAGUAAAUAGUAUAUGUCCCGUUCAAAACCGUUACCAACUUAAGCUAGUUAAAAAUUACAACAAAUUUCCAUACAAAUGGAUAGCAUUAAGUUCCGUCAGCGUGUUACUUUGCGACCUCUAUUUAACGUUUGUGCUACCUUUGAAGCAAAUAUUUCAAUUUAGGCAUCUGGAAAAAUGAUCGGGAGCCGAUUGAUGAUGAUUUUGAUGAGCAAUGCAGCUUUUGUCUCUUUUCCGACGACAAACAUUACUAUUUCUACACCUCUUUUACAAAAACAAAGCGAUCUUCACGAAGGAAUCGAUCGUUGUACACCAAUCACUUAACAAACCUUGUUGACUAGAUCCAAGGAAGUUUCUGUGGAUCUGUACUAUUUCUUCAAUGAUACCGUAAUUAUCACUUCACUUUCUUAUUAUUAUACAAAGGUUCCCAGUCGAACACCCAUGGUACUCAUGUACUUGCAUUAACAAAAAAGUAAACUUCUCAACAGAAACUCCGCUCGCUACAGUAACUCCUUUAAAAGUACAAAAUUUCAGAAAAUAAUUAUCAUAAAAUUCUAUACACAGGUCUGCCUGUAUAUACGCGAAUCAGUCCUUUUCUCCUGCUGCUUCUUUACCAGAACCGUUGAUAUCGGACCGCUAUAGGAUGUAGCUGGCAUACAAACUGAUGGUUUCGAAUCAAGAUAAAGAUCCCCAUAAAAUAUCGGGCUACAAAAGGAAAUAUUUUCCAUUGAUUGGACAGUUGGCCGGUACCGUUUUCAGAUUUAGUUAUACAUAUAUAUGCUAUUAAAAAUGCGCCUGUGAAGGGUUCAGUUUUAUAUAACCCUAUACGAAAUUUUUUUAUAUAGUUUAAGAGCUAUAAAUAUAAUCUCUACCAUCCGCUUUUUUAAUUCUUCUAUAUUUCUUCAGCUAAAGUAUGAAAUUUGCUACAGUGCAGUAUGCAGUAAUAUUUUCUCUUACCCAAAAGUUAAAUCAGCAACUGGUUUAUAACACAGUAUAUAUCAGACAUCUAUAACAAUUAUUCUAGGAUGACUCAAUGAAGAGAGACUGAACUUUAAAGUAAGUAUAUCAAGCAAUUCGGGAAAGGAAAAGAUCAAACUUAUUGAACAGAAGAUUUAUGUGGAAUUUAGAACAGGCUUUCUGGAGAAAUUAUAUCAGAGAAUUCAAAUAUGCAAGCUAAUCUAAUAGAAAUAUUUUCAUAAAGCUAACAUAUUUUUAGAACUCGUAGAAAAAUAGAAAGCUGCAGCUAUGACACAUUAUCAAAGAGAAAUUUUUCUCAAAUAUAUAGACUAGUUCGAAGCUUGCUGUAAAGGUGUGGCAAAUAAGUGUUGAAACUUUCAAACCUUAGCAAUUCAAAUUUUGCUACUCUCCAACUUGCUCAAACAAAUUCAAUGCUUUUAAACUAUUGCGGAGAAAUUUGCGUAAAAUUGAAUAGCCGCAAGCAGCCGAAGGUGAAUCUGUAAACACUGUUUGCUAAUAAUCACUUAGAAAUGUGUACAAAUCUUCUGAUAAAUUGAUUAUUUGCAAAUAGGACAAUCUUUGCACACACACACAAGUAAUGAAUAAAGUACAUACUUAUAUUUUCAAUUUUGGAAUUGCCACUUGCUCAAUAGCCUUCAAGACGCUAGCAUAAACAAAUAUCUUGCUGUGUUGCAACACCAAUUUACAUUUAAAAUUAAUGAAUUUUCAUAAAAUCAACUUCAUCAAACUAGUUGUAUACAUAUAUACAAGUAUAAUACAUAUAACUGUAAUUUGCAAUAAUAUUUACGAAAAGCAAACCAGAUUCUUGCGUUGAUUUAUUAAAUUCCAAUUCAAAUCUGCCAAUAAUAUUUAUGUAAGCAUAAAAUAGUAAAAUAUUUAAAUAUGCCAAAUCUCUGAAAUCUCCAAAAUCUCCUUAAUAGUCAAUGCAAUUAUGUUGCACAUUAUGUGGCAUUAGAAUUUGCAUUAAAAUCAAUAUACCACAUGAGAAUUUCGGAUAAUUCGAAAAACGAAAUAUGGAAUAAUUAAACAGACUGUGUUGAAUGGGCUGACGUAACCUCAAUUUGUGAAUUUAGGGUUACCCAUGCAAGCAUGUGCUUUUACAUAUGUAUACAUAUAAUAUAUAUAUGUAUGUAUAUCUACCGAAAUCACAUUAUUUGAUGCCUUCAGUGGCCUUUAUUGCAUCAAAUAAAUUUAUCUAGCACAAAUCUCCCCAUGGAAUCAUUUAACAAUAACUGAUGCACUUCAGAUAUCAGGUCAGAAUUUAUCGAUGAGCAACAUUGCUUAAAUAUUUAUAUUCAUACACAAUUGUAACUAAAUUUGAUUAGUUGAUCUCAAAAUAAGAUAAACUUGAAGUGAAUUAUUAAAUACGAAGAUAUGAAGGGUCUCAGCUCUCUAGUUUUAAUGGCAAUUAAUUAAAUGGCAAUUAACCUUAAAUUUCAAGCUUAUUUUAAGAUUUUUUUAUGAAAAAACAAAAAAUAAUUAAAACAAGAGAAAGUUAACUUCGGCUGCAUGCUUCAACAUUAGAUUGGGCUACACAGAAACUAUGAAACCCUACAGGUGCAUUUUUUAUAGCAGAAAGUGGUAUUAAAAGAUCUUUAACUUGAUUUUGAUAGGUCAGUUUAUAUGGCAGCUAUAUGCUAUAGUGAUCCGAUCUAAACGAUUCCUUUGGAGUUAUCAUACUGUAUAGGACAAUAAUCCAAACCAAAUUUCGUGAAGAUAGGUAUAUCCUUAAAUACAAAAGUUUUCCAUACAAGCACUGUAUUCCUAUCCUUCAGUUGUAUGUCAGCUAUAUGCUAUAGUGGUCCGGUAUCUGCCGUUCCGUCGAAUUAUGUGAUAUGCCAAAUUUCCUGAAUAUUAAAUAAAAAAAAUGCCCAUACAAAAUCCUGAUUUUGAUUGAGCGGUUUGUAUGGCAGCUGUAAGUUUUAGUGGUCCGAUAACGAUUCCGACAAAUUCCUGGAAAGAAAAGAAUGUGUGCUAAAUUUCAGAGCAAUAUCUUAAAAACUGGGAGACCAGUUCACGUAUGUACAGACCUCAGGACGACUCAGCGGAUCACUAAUCCUAUAUAUUUACUUUAUAGGAUCUCCGUUGCUUCCCUCUGGAUAUUACACACUUCUUGGCAAACUAGUAUGCCCUGUUUAGGGAAUAAUUAUUAAAUAUAUAUGUAAGAGGUUAGCUAUAAUUUUUUUAUAUUAAAAUUUGAAACAAAAUGGGAGAGGUGAUGAACUCUAAUUUCGACUUUACAAUAAAAUGAAAAACAGUUUCCAGUUUUAUAUAAAUACAUUCAGCAAAUAAAUAUACAGAGUUUCUUAUAAAAAUGAGAAAACAUUAUUUUAAGGUAACUUUAUUUCAAAGUACCUGUCAACGUUUAAGUCAAUUUAUAAAUAAUUAAGCAAGUUAUGCUAUAGUUUUACGAAAAGAACGCGCUUAGACUUCCAUAAAGGGCACAGCAUGUUUAUGUGGUAGGAAUUAAGCUACAGCCACUACAGCCGCUUAUUUGUGAAAAAUUUUUUUUUUUUGAAAAUUCUAAAAAUAUUUUUUGCCUAAAUGGUUACUAAACUAUCACUGUUCCACCUACCGUGUCUUCUAAAACAAUUUAAUUGUCACGAUUUAAAACAUUAUUUUUUAUAUUAAAGAAUCCAAAAAUGAUGUUAUAAAUUUUAUAUUUAAUUAGUAAUUUUCGUAAAGCCCAUUAAUAUAUGAAAUAAAGCAUUUCAUAAAAUUCAAUUCUCAUCCGCCAAGUAGAAAUAAAAAGUGGCAAAUAAUGUGGUCAAGAAAUGGCAAUUUCACAUUUGCAUUGUUAUUUAAACAAAAAUGGUUAUUCAAUAAAAAUAUUUACCAAAUUUAUAAUAUAUAGCUACAAUAACAUAACAACCGAGUAUAAAGCGCAUUAUACGAAGACAAACAAUGACAUUUUCAUAUUCAUGCAACACAUUUGGACAAUAGCGCCAUCCCAGUAGGAAAAUCGAGAGAGUCAGAACGUAUGUCAAACUAAUAAGGGUCCAUUGGAAAUGUUGAUAUGAUAACUUGAAAAUUAGUGCAUACUAAACAGCUACUUGCUUACAAAUCUUCUAUUACGAGAAAAGUCAUCUGAGUGGUGUAAAGCCUGCAAUGGAGAUUAUGAGAUUAUAAAGCUUUACCUGAAGCAUUGGGCGCUGACCUUUGUUAACAUUAAAUUUGGCUCCCUGUGACUGUUUCUUACUCCUGAAGCUUAAAUUACGUCUUGGAAAACACAAGGUGGCUACAAAAAAACAACAUAAACUCAAAAAUUCACAACCUCAUAGACAUUACCUACAAGUGGAAUUAUCAAAAUAUAUGGAAAUAUUUUUUUUAAAUAAUAAAGGUUUGAAUUUUGAAGACCUCAAAGAAAAUUUGGAACAGUUGACAUUUCUAAGUGUUUCUUAAUUAGAUAGGUCAUUCACCAAUUAGCUCUGAAUUAAAAUUUUGCUAUUUUAAAAGUGUAGAUGAAAUUAAUAUGAAAUCUUUUGAUAUAACCUCUUCAAGCAUACUACACUGAAGUAAAUUUAUAUUGACAAAUAAAUUACACGCUGACUAGGUUUACAACACAAUAUCGGCCUACGAUUCACGACUUGUCUGAUAUACUUAAGUUAAGCUCCAUUGCCAAGUUUGUAUUUGGAAGCAACAACAAUUUAAACAAGUGAAUUCGAUAGAAAAUAGUAUCUAUAAACCAUAUUAACAAGGUAGAGCCGCUUGCUCUCCUAUCUCUCUUGGGUUAUGCCAGUAUCUUCAAUGUAUACCAGUUUUUUGUUCGAUUCAAUACUCUCUAAGGUUUAAAGUAUCGGAUACAACUAAUCUAAUGUACUUUUUUUCUUUUAAUAAUUUAUUAUCGAAGACGAACCGUUAAAAAUAUGAUUAAAAGUGAGGCCGUAGAAUAUUUCUGACAACACAAAAGUAUUACAGUAUGUGUCCAUACUUAUUCUAGACUCUAACUCAAAGUUAAUGGUUUGGACAAUUUACUUCAUUCGUCUACAUAUGAGAUGAACAUAUUAUCAGCAAUUUCCAAAAGCACUCGAAGUCCCAUUAUUAAGCAAGAAUUUCAUACAUUGGGCGUAAUUCUCAUUUACGCGCAUAUCGUAAGUGAGCUUGAUGAUACGAUUAACGUCAGCGGCUAAAGUUUCAUGUCAACGCAAAUCGUUUUUUGCUUUCUACUCAGAUCUGUACGUGGUAAGUUGUCCAUAUCAGCCGAUAGAAUAAAAGUUGUGAAUACACAAUGUGAAGUUAUGAUUUCCUAUUACAAAAGUGAAGCGAUUUGAACUCCAAUAUAGAUGCCACUUCAAAGGGGAAAAGCUGAAUAUAUGCGAGCACAUAAAUUAUUACUGAUCUAUAAAACUCAAACGCUUGUAUGGAAGACUUUUUUAGUUGACAAGGUAUCUUAACAAAAUUAAAACAAGAUUUGGCAUAGACUAUAACAAAACUGCGCUACAAUCGUCAAACAAAUUGUUAAGAUCGCACAACUAUAGCGUAUAGCUGCCAUACAAACUGACCGAUCAAAAUGUAUAUACCAUAAAAACAUUUAUGCUAUAAGAAAUUUGCCUGUGUAUAAUACCCAUAGUUUCAGUGAAGUCGAAGUUAGCGUCUUUUUUUUGUUUUAUUUUUAAAAGAUCUUCAGCUUAAAAUAAAAUUUUCGACCGUGUCUAACCUCAAUUCUAUGGAAACAAUUAUCUGCGCAUUUGAAACCUCAGCUCACCGACACGUGAAUUCGUUUUUUUCCUGCCCACCAUCUGAUAUUUUUAAAUAUAUUUGCGUUUUCACAACAACAAAAAAUUGCAAAACAAUAAUUUAUAACUUACAAUAAAAUUGAAAAAUAAUAAAUGUGUUUUAAGCCACAUUUGAAUAAUGAUAAACGCCGCUGAUACGUGAAAAAAAAUAAACAAAAGCAUGAUGUAAACGAUUUUUUAUUAUUUAAUUGUUUACAUUUUUCUUCACACUUAUAUUGUAUACCUAUAUAUACAUAUAUAUUAAUAUGUGUUAUGAACAAAUAUUGCAAUUGACGAAAAAACAGCAUGAGAAUGCAAUAAAUUUUUUCAUUAUUGCAUCUGUGCUGAAAAAUGAGUUAAAAUUUUGCAAAACAUUUAAGCACAUUUGCAUACGCACAUUUCAAUCAGCGGUGCUUUUAAAUUUAUUAAACGCCACCGCAAAUGCAACAAAUUACAGUACUCAGAACAGUUGAGCGGUUGCCAACAAAGGGACAUAUAUGCGUGACAUAACCGCAACACAAAACAAUAAAAAUGCAUUACAAGGCAUACAUCAACUUGUUUGUGUGUGUAUUAACAAAAGCGUUAACAAUAGCAAAACAAAAUUGCAAUAAAAUGAAGACUUUUUCAAUUUGGCGAUUGUGCAGCGCGGCGUCACGGUGUACGCCUGGGCGAUUUGACAUGGUUGUGCGCUUGUGUGUUUGUUGACGUGUGUGCAUGUGACACGCCCACCACAUGUUAAACGCAAAAUUAAAUGUACUGAACGGCGACAAUGAUUUUACACUGAUUAAAUCAGUUUUUUUUGCAGCAUUAAUAUAAGCAAGUUUAAUUUUGAUUAAAUUUUCAAAAUAAAUCAGAUUGAUGUACAGUGGGUAGGAAACGAUAAAUAACUAGGUAAUAUGUUGUUUUUGAUUUUUCUUUAAUCAUUUAAUUUUUGGUUUUUUUAUAAAAAUAUUUAAUGCAGUAGUUUUAAAAUUGCUCCACAAGGCUACACAGUGGUCAAAAGGACAUAAAGAAGCUUAAAAAAAGAUUCAGGUCCGAUAAAACUAGAAAAAGGAAUGUAGUUAACAAUGCGUGAGUUUUAAAAAAGUUCAGUAACAAAAUUAGCUUUCAAAACUAGUAUAAUACUAGUAAUAUUUCAUAUUUUUAUUUAUUUUUUCUCAAUUUUCAUAAGUAAAUGUCUGCAUAGCACUAAACUAUUUUAUUAAGGGCCUAAUGUGAAAUUAAAAAAUAUAUAUUUUGUUUUUAUUAUUCGAUAGGAUUUACCUAUAAAAAUAACAUACCAAAACUUCAAAUGAAUAUCUCAAAUAUUGUUUUUUUUUUGUGUUGCAGUCUUCUGAAGUGUAGUCGCUUAGUUUAAUCAGCUCAAUCAGUUUAUCUUUAAACGCAUCUUUCUCGAAGUUUAAUUUAUCAAAUUUGCUUAAGUGAUUACUCGGAGAGAAAUGAUUCGACCACUAUGAAUUUUCUAUGCAUGUUCCAUAUAGAGUUCUCCAUACAAUAUCGAGGAUUUUUUUGAUGUGAUCUAAUCGGCAAUCCGAAAUGACAAAAUUUUUUCUGUUGAAAUUCAACUUUUUUCUAAACCCCGCCAUUUUGUAUUUUUUUGAUUUUUUCAACUGUAAGUCAUUGUACGGACAAUAACUUCUAGAGAGAAUUUUUAAGUUUCAUCUAAGUAGAAGGCUGGAAUUAAUGUAGCAGUGGAGGACCUUUUUUAUAGCGCCGUCGGAGAUCGUUAAUUUUUUCUUCAAAAAUUUUACUUUGUUAAAUAUAUAUAUUAAAUACACUAUUAAAAUUUAGAACUAAACAUAUUUACGUCUACUUUCGAAGUAAAAUAAUACAUUUUUGUAAUUCUUCAGGUUUAAGUGAACAAGACAUUUUUUAAGGUUACUAGCUGGAACUUUCAUAAAUCAACUUCAUAAAGUAUUGGAUGCUUUAGAACUGCUACCACUUUGUUUUUGAACUGCUAGAGCACAAAUAUAAUAUAUAAUUCGGUGUGUUUUAUUACGUUUUUUUUUUUUAAUGGAAAUGUUAUUUUAAAGGAUUAAAUUAAUUUAUUAAGACCAAGUCUAUAACACAUUUUUAUAUUUUUUUUUUGUCUUUUGUUUGUUUAUAUUUUAGUUAAACUGCUCUCAUAGCGUUCUUAAUGGAAGUUUCACAAUACAAAUUUUAGCUUCUUCUUUAUUUCUUUCCUUUCUUUUACGUGAAGCUAGAGUUCUGUCUUAACUAUAUAAUUUUGUAAACUGUCACGAUACUUAUAUAUAUAAAUAUCUCUAAGAGUUGCAUUUGGAAUUUUUAAAAAAAUUUAAAAAAAUUAAUAUUUAAUUUUUUCAUGGAACCACAGCUAAACCACAUACAAAUCAUUUGAAAACGCUAUGAAAUAUUAAAAAUAAAUCGAAAAAAUGGAGAACUUCUUAUGUAGUCUAACCGACUGUGCGUUAUUAAACAGAUGAAGCGCAAGCAAAAGUCAUUUAGCUAUAAUCAAGAUAGGUCACAUGUAAAUAAUUAGAUUAAAAGCCAACUUGACAGCAAUGAUAGAGAAACAAAUUACACAAAUUCAUUGUAUAAAAAUAUGAAAUAAAACGCAAAGGACACAAAAAUAAACAAAAUUUGAUAUAGAUAUAUUGUAAAAAAAUAUUAAAAAUAAAUAAAUAGACAUUUGUAUUUCCAUAGCUAAGCGUAGUUAAAGUUAAAAUAUAACAAAAAUUUUAAAUUACAGUUAUGAUUGGAUAUGACGCAAAAACGAAUUAAAGUUAAGUCAAUAAAAACAAACAGAAAAAAGAUUAUUAAGUAAUAGCAAUUAUUUCCAGAAAAACUUGCUGCAUAGAAAUAAUGCAUGCAUACAUAUGUACAUAUAUACAAUAUAUAUUGUAUGUAUGUGAUAAGAGUAAAAAAUUACUAAGCAAGCAAUUAAAAUAAAAUAAUAGAGCUAAAAAUAAUAAAAAAAAAAUUAUAUAAUCAAAUAUUACAAACAAUUUGUAUAUAAAACACACAAGUUAAAGCAAAUAUAUCAAAUAAUAAGCAGAGAAUUUGUAAUAAAAAUUAAUAUAUGUAUUCAUUAUAUAUAUAUUUUUUUUGAAUUUGUGUGAAACACUGACACAUAUAAAAAUAUUAAGUAAAUAAAUACAUAUUUGUACAUAUAUAUGUGUGUUCCACAGCGUUGGAAGGCCACUGCAAUUGAGAACCAACAAAAAAUAAACAGCAACAAUAAGUAAUUAUAUAAACCGCAAACUAAAUACAUAAAUAUCUGUGUUUGUAAUUGCGAUAAAUAGCACGACACACAACGUAAUUACAAUAGAAAAAUUAUUAAUUUAAUUUUCCAGCCGUAAUUCUAAGUGCUUAAAACGUUUACAAAAUCUAAUUUAUGUAUAAUUCAAUUGUUUAAUAGGAAUUUGUACGAUUUGAGAACACUUUGCGCCCACCUAUAACGCUCGCAAAGACACAACUAUGUACAUACAUACAUAAAUUAUAAAUAGAGGUAUAUAUAAAUAUAUAUAUAUAAUAUAUAGAUCAUAUAAAGUUACGUGAGAAAAAAAUACCCUACAUGUAAUGGCAUGAUAUAAACUCCCGUUAUAUCAAACUAAAACAAAUGUCACUUGAUUUUUAUCACUUACACGCAUACAAACAAACAUUCACAAUUCUGAUUUCAUUGUAGCCAUUUCCACUCAGCUCCAUUAACGCAUUCCGAAUUUUCCUUUUCCCCUCGCUCCACCCAACCAUAAUCAGUCGCUAGUAGUCAUAUUUUAUGCAAAUCGCUGCUUUGAAUUUAAGCAGUAUUGUACAGUUAGUUAAUAAAUAAGGCAUUAAACCGCAUUGAGGUUAUGUGUACACUCACACAUGCAUACCUUACAUACAUACAAAUAAUAAGUAUGUAAUUGAAUUUUAAUAUGUUUAAAUUGUAUUUAGAUUAGUAUUGGCAAUAUUUCAUUUGUUAUUUAAUAAAAAAACAGAGAAAUGAAAUUGAAAAUUAAUAUUAAUA